Molecule: messenger RNA, 2787 nt
Organism: Diatraea saccharalis (sugarcane borer)
Lineage: Eukaryota; Metazoa; Arthropoda; Insecta; Lepidoptera; Crambidae
Source: the annotation of a GenBank genome assembly
UGGUCACUGGCAUGUCAUAUGUCAAUGUCAAAUCGAAAGUUAUCAAACUAAAACUGCUUCAUUCAUUUCGUUAUUUUUCUCAUUGGGUUCGAUUUAAAAGUGAUUUUAAAAUGCUAAGAGAAUAAAAAUUUACUUAUUUGUUCACGUUAUUACAGUUGAGAAGACUGUCUAUCUGUAUAAAAUAUAGUUGAAACACUAGGGUAAUGGCAAGUGCAGACAGAAUCGAUUUCGAAAUGGAGGUGGAGGUAGAAAGCGCCUCAUCGGGCCCACCUGUGGAACCUCCUAAUCCUACUUCGCCGGCUCCCCCGGCUGCACCUGGAGGUGCAACGAAGAGUGUGGUAGUUACUACUGCAACUUCCGGUUCAGUAACAGUGUCGUUACAUCCUCUGGUUAUCAUGAAUGUAUCUGAACAUUGGACUCGGCUUCGAGCACAAGAAGGAUCACCGCAGACAGUGAUUGGAGCUUUGAUUGGGAAACAAAAAGGCAGAAACAUUGAGGUUAUGAAUUCUUUUGAAUUGGUAUUCCGUGUAAUAGAUGGAGACAUUGUUAUAGAUAGAGAUUAUUAUAAUUUAAAGGAAGAACAGUUCAAACAAGUGUUCUCAGAUAUGGAUUUUCUUGGCUGGUACACUACUGGUGAGACUCCGACAGAGAGAGAUAUUGCUGUUCAUAGACAGAUAUGUGAUAUUAAUGAAUGUCCAGUUAUGCUAAUGCUCAAUCCAGCAGGUAGAAAUGGUGAGCAACUGCCAGUGGUGUUGUAUGAGUCUGUAAUAGAUGUGGUAAAUGGACGGGCGACAAUGUUGCUAGCACCUUUGACAUACACCCUCGCUGCAGAGGAAGCAGAGCGUAUUGGUGUUGAUCAUGUUGCUAGGGUUUCAUCAGGCGAGGCAGCUCUCAACAGUUUAGUGGCGGAACAUUUAACCGCUCAGCGAUCGGCUAUAAAGAUGUUAGUGUCACGUGUUCGCGCUGUAUUGGCGACUGUACGCGCUAUACGUGACGGCACGCUGCCGCCGCGGCCCGCGCUGCUGCGUGAGGCGCGCGCUCUCUCCAACAGAUUACCGUUGCUCACUUCUCAGCAGUUCCGGACGCACUUUUAUAACCAAUGCAAUGACGUCGCUCUAAUGACGUAUUUAGGCACAAUCACGAAAGGUUGCAACGCUAUCAAUCAGUUGGUAAACAGAUUCAACGUGCUGUACGACCGGCAAGGCAUGGGUCGACGCAUGCGCGGUCUUUUCUUUUAGGGAAACUAAUAUCAAUUAAGGGACAUAGAUAUUAUGGAGAAAUAACUGUCACUUCAAUACGACACGAUCUCACCGAUCAAAUCUAAACAUCCAAUGUGCUAUCUACUUCAUGGCGUUUUGAAUUGAAAUAAUGAAAUAUGGUUGUUGGCACCCUGAGAUGGGAUGGAAUAGCCAGGAACCAAGUGGAUUUUAAGUAUUUUUCAUUAAGAAUAUUUUUCAGUAUAGUAUUGUGAAUGCGAAACGGAUCAAAUAUAAUAAUAAUAUUUUCUUUUUAGAUAUCCAACUUACUGCACGAAAAUGAUAAUUAAUUUUUUUAUUUGGUAAUAUCACGUUUUCCUUAUGAAAAACACCCAGAACGCCACAAGUAAAAAAUCACUACUAUGAAAGUAAGAUGAAGUUACAUGCUGAUGGUUUUACAUAGGUGAACAGAUUUCUAUCUUUUUUUGGACAACUUCGGUUUUUAACCUAUAAUUUCAGUGGAAUGUAAUAAGAACAACUUUAUUAAAAUAAUAGUACCUAGUUAUAGUUUUGCAAAUGCUUCCGCUUCGUCACCACCGUCGUUUUAUCUCUGAAUUUGAGAUGGAAACUCUCGCGAGGUAUAUUGAUUCGGAGUAAAAGAAAUUGUAAAUCUGUCAACACUGCCUUAUAAUAGGGCUGCCAGACGAUCGGAUUUCCUUAGAUUUCUCCUAGAUCGAAAUGCUUAGAGAUAGUCUGGUUGGCAUAUUAUCUGGGAUCAUAAUUUCAGCGCCAUUGUUACGACGUGUUUAUGAUAUUUGUAAAUUUCUCGCUUAAUAUUAUCAGCCGCCAAUAUUUUUCUGCAAGACCAUUGUCGCUCUGAGAUCUUUUUAUUGACUGCCUCAGAAGAACUAAUAUUUCUUCAUUUUCUCUAUGUCAAAAUUAUCUUUGUACUAUUUUGAUAAUAAAUGCGAAACUAUCAUGUAGCGUUGUCCAUUUAAUGAUAUUAUUUUCGUAGUUAAAAGAUUCAAAAACGACUGCAAUGUACGCUCAACGGCAUGCCAGGUUGUCUAAAACUGGUAUUACAUUAUUGUCUUCAUACAGUAGUAGUUUAGUUCAAAAUCGAAAUUUUGUCAUAACCUUACUUGCUGUAUGUAUAAUUGUACAUCUCAUAAAAUGUUUAUGGUAAAGCCGUUCUAUGUAACAAUUAGUUUGUAACAAAAUUGGCACCAGAUACAUUUGCUCAAACACUAUCUUAGUUUUCGUAAUAGGAUAGCGCUACACAUAACUUAAGCUCCGCUUCUCUUCAGCAACGCCCUUUGGAUGGAGUUGUAUAGAUCUCUAUCGUCGUAAGAGAAUUAAUCCUCGUAGAUUAUGCGUUUAAUCCUGAACUUAAGAAAAACGUCGAUGACAAGCAUAGAUUUACUGAUUAACGAGUGAAUUGUGUGGUCGUCAUUUUGAUACUUAAACUACACGUAAUAAGGACUAUCGAAAUUGCAACUAACUGACAUGCCUAGGUUUAUUUUGAACAUCUUUGUCUCAAUAGAGGAAAAGCGCAAGAGUGAUAGCUUAGUUUAAUAAAUUGUAAUAUUAU